Molecule: messenger RNA, 916 nt
Organism: Macadamia integrifolia
Lineage: Eukaryota; Viridiplantae; Streptophyta; Magnoliopsida; Proteales; Proteaceae
Product: transcription factor MYB117-like
Exons: 2
Coding region: 45-797 (250 amino acids)
Biological process (GO): regulation of DNA-templated transcription
Cellular component (GO): nucleus
Molecular function (GO): DNA-binding transcription factor activity, RNA polymerase II-specific; RNA polymerase II cis-regulatory region sequence-specific DNA binding
Source: RefSeq, a predicted model, not a curated record
AGAGAGAGAGAGAGAGAGAGAGAGAGAGAGAGAGAGAGAGAGUAAUGGAAGCUAUCAACAACACUCCUUCUUCUUCUUCUGCGUCUUCCUCUUCAUCGUCUUCGGAUUCUACUUCUUCUGGGUCGUCAAAACAGCCGGCAACGAGAGAGACGACGAAGAAAUCGGAGAGGAUCAAAGGGUCAUGGAGCAGUGAGGAAGACAAGAUCCUAACCAGACUCGUCCAACGACACGGCGCUCGAAACUGGUCUUUGAUAAGCCGAUAUAUACCGGGUCGAUCCGGAAAAUCGUGCCGGCUCCGUUGGUGUAACCAGCUUAGCCCCAAUGUUGAGCACCGUCCCUUCUCUCCAGCAGAGGACAAGACUAUCGCAGCCGCCCAAGCCAAGUACGGCAAUAGGUGGGCCACCAUUGCUAGGCUGCUCCCCGGUCGGACCGAUAAUGCCGUGAAGAACCAUUGGAACUCGACGCUUAGAAGGAAGCCGAGAGAAGUAGUAUCGGUGGCGGAGGGAGAUAACCGAGAUAUUAAUGGAAGUGGGACGAUGACAACUCGGGGGUAUGGAUGUUUGUCGACCCCGGCCGAGCCUGUGCCGGAGUUGCAGACCGCUUUGACACUGGCACCACCGGGGAUAGGUUUUCCGGUGCCGGAGAGGCAGAUCCCGAUGGAGAUCUCGCCGGCGGGAUUUUGGGAUAUGAUGAGGGAUGUGAUUGCUAGAGAGGUUAGGAAUUAUGUGACGGCGUCUUUAUCUGAUACAGCCACAGCUGGGCCUGGCCUAUCCCUGGAAGGGCUUACGACGGAUUAGCCUCUCUCUUCUGCCUUGGCUUCUGUGUUUACUUUUUCUAAUCUUUAUUAAUUACUUGUUAAUAUUGUUGAAAGCCAAAUAACAGCUUUCGUUUGGAAAUUAAUUAGUUCGAUAAACAA